Molecule: messenger RNA, 2415 nt
Organism: Galendromus occidentalis (western predatory mite)
Lineage: Eukaryota; Metazoa; Arthropoda; Arachnida; Mesostigmata; Phytoseiidae
Gene: Pp2C1
Product: protein phosphatase 2C
Exons: 2
Coding region: 1-1272 (423 amino acids)
Biological process (GO): protein dephosphorylation
Molecular function (GO): protein serine/threonine phosphatase activity
Source: RefSeq, a predicted model, not a curated record
AUGAGUAAUACUGGAGAAACGGCUGGUCCUGCUGCAUCAGCAGCCGUGGAGCAGUCCCCAACGAAAUGCCAGGAGCCGAGCAUCAGGGCGAAAAUUCGAUUAACGAACGAGCUACGCCGGAAAUUCAAAUUCAACGGAACGGAGUACCGUUUUAGGACGACACAGUAUUCGAUCCAGGGCGAUCGAAAGUACCAGGAAGACCAGCUGCUUGUUUACGAUGACGAGGAAUUCAUGGCUUUCGGAGUUUUCGAUGGUCAUGGCGGGAAAGAAGCCGCCGUCUAUGCAAGAGACAACCUCAUCGAGAACAUUCAGAGACAACCUGGCUUUCUUUCCGAGUCGCCGAGCCUCAUGAUGGAGGCGAUCACCGACGGGUAUCUCGCAACUCAGGAAGCCAUUUCGGAAGUGGCCGACAGCUGGCCGAAGACGGGCUCCGGGCAUCGAAGUACAUCUGGAACGACAGCUAGCAUUGUGAUCGUCGAUCUGAGAAAUGCGAAACUCUACACGGGACAUGUCGGGGACAGCAGAAUCAUCAUCGGGAGUACUCUCGAAAACCGUGAUCUGUGGGACUCGACGUCUCUGACCAAGGACCACAAACCCGACAACGUUGAUGAGUUCCAGCGUAUCAUGUCGCAUGGAGGUUCCGUCGUGGUGAAACUCAAUGUGUCUAGGGUCGUCUGGAAACGAUCGAACCAACACGGAAGCGUCGAUAAAGUGCCUUUUCUGAGCAUAGCUCGCUCGCUGGGGGACCUGUGGAGCUACAACGAGGAAACCGCCGAAUACGUUGUGUCACCCCAGCCGGACGUCGACUGUUACGAUUUGUGCGGACAGUUCCGCUGUCUGAUUCUGGGCUCGGACGGAUUGUUCAAUAUGGUUCCGAAUCUCGAAACCGUCAGGGUCAUGCAAGAGGUCAUGGAGUUCAACGACAAGCACAAAGAAGCUGACAUACGGAGGAACGCUGCAAGUGAACUAGUCAUUCUCGCAUUGAAUAAGUGGAGGUCUAGAAAACUUCGCAGUGAUAAUAUUUCCGUGUUGACAAUCGCUAUCGAAACUUCGGAUGCCUCGGAUCAGACCGAAGAGUCCGACGAAGAGGAGAACUCGACACCACGAUUACCCCUCAACCAUCUGAAUCAAAACCGGGCUUGUGCGGGCAUGAAACGAUCUCGGAGCUUAGACUCUGUGUGUCCGAAGCCUGCUAAGGUUCACAUAAUGGAUCUGCGCGGAGCCAAAGACCGGGCAUGCAAACGAUCAUCGAGCACUACGACAAAAAAUUAGUAUUCGCAAGAGAUCCCUCGGCCUACGACACAGUCGGCACGCAGUGAGCGAUGGCGGCACAAUGGUCUCUAUACACAAGCGUUGCCUAUCUGAGGCACUGAAUUUUUGGAAAGUUCCGAUGACGGUGCGCACGAGAUUUGGAGUAUUCAUCGACAUCGCCGUUUCGCGGGGGGCAGACACUGCGCAUAUGCAUCCGAUAGUUCAUCCGCCGUAAGAUCGUCAUCACCAUGGGGAAUCGCAUGAUUCGGAUGCGAACGCUAUUGUUAAGUUUCGUGACGAAGAACUUCGGACCAAAAACAAAACUUUUGUCGUAAUCCACGACCAUAUUCCGGAGCGGGCGAUCCGCGGAGGAUCGGAGAGGAAGCGCGCUCUUGUGGCUCAGACGUGCUCAAUCAUAGUCUCAAUUAAACGUUCCGUUCAUCAGCAUAUGUCGUACUAAAGCCGAGUACCUGAUAUUGUUGAAGUGCGAGGAUGGUGUGUUUCCGUUGGAAGGCAUGUUCAAAACGACGACGACGACGAGCGAAGCCAGAAGUAUUUGUGUGUCUGAAUGCGUGGGUGGUUGCUUUGACUCUUUUUCCGCGUGGCCCGCGCACUUUACGUUCCAGGCAGACUCCAUUGAGGUGGAAUCGAGAAAUUAGCGUGAUUGGAUGAAUGUGGAUCGCUCAAUGUUUUGCGCCGAUUAUCUUGCCUCAGACGCUCGGGGGGACGGGGAAACCAAACCGAAACGCAACAUUGACCGACUGUAUAGCGCCUCGUUCGGAGGCCGACCUCAUCGACGUUUAUUCGCUGUUUCGAUUCAACGCCGCGCCGUGUUCCUCUUGUUGACUUGGAUCUCUGUGAAGUUCGAGAGAUCCUUCCGUGCACAUUAUUAUAAAUCGAAUUCCAUGGUUGUCUAUACAUCUCUAUGUAGAUAUAUGUAAUACCCUCUGCGAUGCAUCGGUUCCUUCCGUUAGUUCACCGCUUGCUGUCGAUCGCCCCCGUGUCUUAUUCUCCGAACGAUAAGAUAAACUCAAGAGACGAGAGAGAAUCUACCGCUGUACCUGUACGGAGUAUUUUUUGAUAAAUUUACAAUGAGAAAAUACCGAGAGAAAACUGACGUGAUGGUGUGUAACUUCGAAUGUUCCAAAUGAAUGGUUGCCCAAA